AUGGCGGAACAGCGAGAUUUAGGUCUUCUCUUCAACUGCCCCUACUAUCCCGAAUGCGACCACUCCAUUUCUAUCCACCAAAAGUCGAACAUGCGCAGUCAUCUAAGAAGCAAGCAUGGCGAAGGCAAACUGUCUUGUCCAGAGGACUCCUGUGACUACGAGACCGUCGAUAACGCCAAUCUCACACGACACCGACAGAACAAGCACGGGUACGAGCCUAUCCGCAGAGCUGAGCGGGACGAUGGUGGAGACCGACCAGCGAAGCGCGUUAAAACGAGCCAUAAGAUUGCCCAGGGAAGCAUCUCUCCCCCCGAAUCAACUGGACUCGACAACUUGCCCUUGCCACCCACCCUAGCUGCACCAGCCGUUCACUUUGCGCCACUGCCAGUGUACCCCAACUCUGAAUCCGAAUAUCAUUAUGCCACCACUGCCACACCGUUCGGUGGCGCCGACAUUCCUCGCGCCGCUAUGCACAGGAACACGCGCCCGCCGCUUCCGUUCCGACAGUCCGACUCGAACAUGGUUACUACCAGUGGCGCAAUCGCGACAAACGCGCCAUUGGUACAACAGAUUCAUCAUUUUGGAACCCCAGGACCCGCAUUCCACUCAAAUGUUCCCGAUGCACCACAAUUCAUUGACACCUGGCCGAUGACCUAUACAGGACAUGCUUCUUCUUACCCCUUCGAGCCUGAAAACGUUUCACAACCUGCGGCACCUCCUGUUUACGAGGAUGGAGCUUGGACUGGUGCAGGCACGGUCGUUAUUCCCCAACCGCAAAAAUGGAUCGACCCCCAGUCCCAGUGGCAACUUUUCGCUCCUCAGGGACCCCACGACGGUUUCGGUCCACCCUGUACGGUCGCCCCUGAGGACUUCUUCAGGAACGCGUACCUUACCAGUCCCUUCGUCGAGCUCCCUGCGACGGCCAUGGGUAGCGGACUCCCGAGCUCUUCAAGACAGUCGGCGCUACUAGUAGCCAGGGCGACACCCGUCCCGGGCCACGAUGCUCGUGCCACGCCUUCUCCUCACCUUGCUCAGUUGAGCGGGAAUGCCACGGAGUCCGACGAGUCUUUAGUUGCCUUCCUGGCUACGAUAUCUGACACCAGGCCCGCGGGCAGUCAUUGGCAGCAACCGGAAGUCCCUCAGGAAAGCGAGUUCCCUGAAUAUCAUGACCUGGCUGCCACCGCAGAGACACUACCGUCUGCUACCCAUACCGGCCUGCACCACUUGGACGAUGCGCAUUAUUUGUGGAGAGCCGGUCCAGGCGGCGAUUAUGGUGUUGGUGAUAUCACGAGCGGUGACCAAAUACCGGCUGUUCGCCUCCAGGGAGGGGUGUAUUGA
This is a messenger RNA of Mycena indigotica, 1338 nucleotides long. RefSeq lists its product as uncharacterized. The coding region runs from base 1 to 1338 and encodes 445 amino acids. The record is from RefSeq and is a predicted model, not a curated record. The transcript is spliced from 3 exons. NCBI's taxonomy places the organism in Eukaryota, Fungi, Basidiomycota, Agaricomycetes, Agaricales, Mycenaceae.